Messenger RNA from Colletotrichum graminicola M1.001, 1521 nucleotides. Its product is annotated as cytochrome P450. The record is from RefSeq and is a predicted model, not a curated record. The transcript has 2 exons. The coding region runs from base 1 to 1521 and encodes 506 amino acids. NCBI's taxonomy places the organism in Eukaryota, Fungi, Ascomycota, Sordariomycetes, Glomerellales, Glomerellaceae. Gene Ontology annotation, molecular function: oxidoreductase activity, acting on paired donors, with incorporation or reduction of molecular oxygen; monooxygenase activity; iron ion binding.
AUGGCCGUUGUUGGGCUUCUGCUCUCGCCCUGGGCACCGGCCCUCUUGGUGGUGGGCGUCGUCGCGUAUUAUCUUUACCCAUACUUUGUCAAAUUCGGUCACCUCCGCGAUAUACCCGCUCCGUUCCCGGCACAGUUCACCAACCUGUGGCUGUUGUCCGUCGUCAGGCGCGGCACAAGAUACAAGACAGUUGACCAAGUUCACCAGAAGCUGGGCCCAGUCGUACGAAUCCAGCCCAACCACGUGAGCAUCGCCGACGACGAAGCCAUCCAGACCAUAUACGGCCAUGGAAACGGCUUCUUGAAAGCCGAAUUUUACGAUGCCUUUGUCUCCAUCCGCAGGGGCCUCUUUAACACUCGAGACCGCCACGAGCACACACGCAAGCGCAAGUUGGUCUCGCACACCUUCUCCGUCAAGUCAAUCAGCCAAUUCGAGCCGUACAUGCACGAGAACCUGGUUCUCUUUGUCCAGAAGUGGGACGAGCUCGCCAAGAACAACCCCGCCGGCGCCACCAUCGACUGUCUGAAAUGGUUCAACUACCUGGCAUUUGACAUCAUUGGCGACCUCGCCUUCGGCGCACCCUUUGGCAUGCUCAAGGCCGGCGCUGACAUAGCCGAGGUCCGCGAGUCGCCAACAAGCCCACCCAUCUAUGCGUCCGCUAUCGAGAUUCUGAACCGCAGAGGCGAGGUCUCGGCGACGUUGGGGAUCCUGCCAGAACUGAAGCCCUGGGCAAAGUACCUCCCGGAUCCCUUCUUCAGCCAGGGCUUGGAGGCUGUGCAGAACCUUGCCGGCAUAGCUAUCGCUCGCGUCAAGUCCAGGCUGGAUAACCCGCCCGACAUCGACCGUCUGGACCUGCUCGCGCGUCUGAUGGAGGGACGCGACGACAAGGGAGAGCCACUCGGUAGAGAGGAACUGACGGCGGAGGCGUUGACCCAGUUGAUCGCCGGCAGUGACACGACGUCCAACUCGUCGUGCGCGCUGCUGUACCACGUCGCGCGAACCCCCGGUGUGCUCGAGAAGUUGCAAAAGGAGCUCGACGAAGCCAUCCCCGCCACCUGCGACGUGCCGACCUAUGACAUGGUCAAGGACCUGCCCUAUCUCGCCAUGACCAUUAACGAGGCCCUCCGCUACCACUCCACCUCCGGUAUUGGUCUCCCGCGUGAGAUCCCGCCCGAAUCGCCCGGAGUGACGAUCCGCGGACACUACUUCCCCCCUGGCACGGUCCUCAGCGUUCCGUCGUACACAAUGCAUCACUCCAAGGAGAUCUGGGGCCCUGAUGCGCAUGAGUUCCGCCCAGAGCGAUGGGAGUCGGUGACGACUAGGCAGAAGAACGCCUUUAUCCCCUUCAGCACGGGGCCUAGGGCCUGUGUGGGCAGGAACGUGGCGGAGAUGGAGAUGAAGUUAAUUGUGUCGACAUGGGCGAGAAGGUACCGCGUCGAGCUUAGACAGGAUUACAUGGAAACGAGUGAGGGGUUCCUGAGGAAGCCCCUGAAAUUGAAUAUCAACAUUAAGAGGCGGUAA